Molecule: messenger RNA, 8992 nt
Organism: Oncorhynchus mykiss (rainbow trout)
Lineage: Eukaryota; Metazoa; Chordata; Actinopteri; Salmoniformes; Salmonidae
Product: protein phosphatase Slingshot homolog 1
Biological process (GO): negative regulation of actin filament polymerization; protein dephosphorylation
Molecular function (GO): phosphatase activity; actin binding
Source: RefSeq, a predicted model, not a curated record
GGUUGGCUGGCAGCAGCUGACUAGCAUAAGCUCGCAUCCCCUGGUGGAAGCGGUUUUGUGCAGGCUAGUGAGAAAGCCGCAACAUGGGGAACGAUAAGUACAUGCUCUGUACGUUCUUACUAUGAAAUUCGUCUAUUUUUAUUCGAGAAAAUUCAAAAGGAACAACUGGCUUCCAGAUUUUAGGACGAUGGAAAUUUAACGGCGAUGAAAUUCUCUGCUUCGACCGCUAUAGACGUUGACACCAAGAAACAAUUUCCUUAGGUUAUUCACCCGGAAUAAAGCUGUUCUCUGGACAGGCUACACCGGCCUGUGCAGUCUCUCUCAGCCAUGGCUCUGGUUACUUUGCAGCGCUCCCCUACCCCAAGCGCUGCAUCCACAGCCAGCACAACCACCACCAACGUGGGGGAGGACUUUGGGAGUGAUGAUGAGCGCCGGCUAAAUCAGAGCCUGAGCGAGAGCUUCUUCAUGGUGAAGGGUGCCGCCCUCUUCCUGCAGCAGGGCAGCAGUCCUCAGGACCAGAAAGCACAUCCCCACCACAAACAUGCAGGAGACUUACCUCAGCACCUGCAGGUGAUGAUCAACAUUCUUCGCUCGGAGGACCGACUCAAACUGGCGGUGCGGUUGGAGAGUGCCUGGUCAGACAGAGUGCGUUACAUGGUGGUGGUGUACACCAGCGGACGACAGGACACGGAGGAGAACAUCCUGCUGGGCAUAGACUUCAGCGACAAGGACUGUAAAAGCUGCUCCGUUGGCAUGGUGCUGCCUCUGUGGAGUGACACCAAGAUCCAUCUGGAUGGAGACGGGGGUUUCAGUGUGAACACAGUGAGCCGGAAUCAUGUCUUCAAACCUGUGUCUGUACAGGCCAUGUGGUCGGCUCUGCAGAUCCUUCACAAGGUGUGUGAGGUGUCCCGCAGGUACAACUACUUCCCCGGGGGCAUGGCCCUCACCUGGAUGGGUUACUAUGAGAGCUGCAUCGCCUCAGAGCAGAGCUGCAUCAACGAGUGGAACGCCAUGAGAGACCUGGAGACCUUGCGGCCUGACUCUCCCACCAUGUUUGUCGACAAGCCCACAGAAAGGGAGCGGACAGAGUGCCUUAUCAAAGCCAAACUCCGUAGCAUCAUGAUGUUCCAGGACCUGGAGAACGUCACCUCUAAACAGAUCCGGACGGAGCUGGAGCAGCAUAUGAGCUGUAACCUGAUGCAGUACAAGGAGUUCAUCGACAACGAGAUGCUGCUGAUCCUGGGCCAGAUGGACAAGGCAACACUCAUAUUUGACCACCUCUAUCUGGGAUCUGAAUGGAAUGCCUCCAAUCUGGAAGAGCUUCAGGACACUGGGGUGGGCUAUAUCCUCAACGUCACCAGGGAGAUAGAUAACUUCUUCCCAGGAACAUUCUCCUACCACAACAUACGGGUCUAUGAUGAGGAGACGACAGACCUGCUUGCUCACUGGAACGAGACAUACAACUUCAUAGUUAAAGCAAAGAAGAACCACUCCAAGUGUCUGGUCCACUGUAAGAUGGGUGUCAGCCGCUCGGCCUCCACCGUUAUUGCUUACGCCAUGAAGGAGUAUGGAUGGUCACUGGAGAAGGCCUUGAACUUUGUCAAGCAGAAGAGAAGCAUCACACGCCCCAACACAGGCUUCAUGAGACAGCUGGCUGAGUACGAGGGCAUCCUGGAUGCCAGUAAGCAGCGUCACAACAAGCUGUGGCGUCCUGACCGCCCCGACCCAGACUGUGACCUCCAUGAGGGACUGCAGGCCCAGUGCUGUGGGGGGGAGUACCCAGCGAACCGGACCCCUGAGCCGGGGAUGUCCCCCUGCUAUGAGGAGGCUCUUGCGGAGAAGGGGGCGGCAUGUCCCCUUUCCCCCUGCAGGAUGAUCAGUCUGGAGGUGGACCCCGCCUACAACAACUACUACUUCCGCAGGCUGUCUGACUCGGCCCUGGACAGUGACCCCUCCACGCCGGUGCGCGCUCCGCCCCUCCUGGACAUGGAGCGGGUCUUCAUAGAGAUUGAGGACGUGGAGCGCGACGCCCUGCUGGAUGACGAGGCCUUUGAGGGGCGGGAGGGCCUGCCGCUGCCACACUUUGGGCUGGCUGGGGUGGGGACGGCGGCCCAGACCUCUUGCCGAGGACCAGAGCCCCUGGAAGAGCUGCGCCUGCGUCUGGAGUUCAGCACCGUAGAGGAGGAGGAUGAGGAGGAGGUUCAGAAAGAUGAAGCAGAGAUGGAGGCGUUAGCACAGCCAGGAGGAAGAGUGGGGAGUGCAGGAGGAGGUGAUGGUGAUGGAGAGGUGGAGAUGGUUCAGGAAGAGGAGGGAGAGAAGGAGGGCAAUGGGCUGGACCUCGUAACCCUGAACCAGAACUCCAACAAUAACAACCACUUUAAUACCCUGUCCAGCCUCAAUGACACUGCUCCUUCCAAAACCGCUCACCCAGUCAAGCCUUCAGCCCUCUCGCGAUCAGACAACAAGCCCAGCCAUAACAUGGAUUCACUGACCCAGGAUGCUGAUCUCUGCCUUAACCCAACACACCUCCCCAGUGUCUCUGUGGAGGUCCCAAGUGCCACUCUCCCUCUCCCAUUUACCUCCCCCGACACACCCUGUUCCCCCAGCCUGCUGCACCCCUGUGGCCCUCUGUGUGACUGUGCCAACUGUGCUGCUCUGCCCUCUACACCUCUGCCUGAUGCCCAGGACUCCCCCUGCUCUCUGACAUCUGAGGACAUGGCUGGUGAGGCCAAGGGUGAGGAAGGGAAGCUUUUAGGGGUCUCUGAACCUCUCCCAGUCCCAGAGCUGCUGGGACUGAGCCUGGAGGAGAAGAGGCCGGCGGUGGCCUGCUACGUGGCCCAGCAGCAGGAGACUCUUGUGCAGCUACAGAGGUCAGGGCUGGUCCGCCGAAGGGCAGAAAGGCUGGAGAGGCUGUCAGGUCUGUCCCAGGAGGGGCUUCAUCCCUUAGAGCCUCUAGACAGCCCCCACUCAGGAGCCAGAGAGGGUCCUAGUCCUGUGGAGGUAGAGUUCUCAGCCUUCCCAGAAGACUUCCCCAAGUCCUCCACACCAUGCCCAGUGCCCCUAGAGCUGCUGGAGGUUCCUCUGACUAACGAGGCCCUGCUGGGUGCAGUGGGGUCUGGGGGGCUGACGCCCAACUCUUCCCCCCAUGGCUCCACACUGACACGUAGCUCCAGCAGUGACAGCAUCCGCAGCGUCAGGGGCAAACCUGGCCUGGUGCGCCAGAGGGCUCAGGAGAUCGAGACCCGCAUGAGGCUGGCCGGCCUCACCGUGCCCUCAAGCCUCAAACGCUCCAACUCACUGGCCAAACUGGGCAGUCUCAACUUCUCGGCUGAAGACCUGUGCUCCGUCUGCUCCUCGGAUGCAGGCACCCUCCUGCUCCUCUCUCUUUCCCCAGAGCCAGGCCUAGAAUGGGAGUGCCCCUCCACCUCUUCCUCCGCCCAGCCCAGAGCACACAGGGACCAGACCACCCCAGAGAGAGCACUGUCCGGGGGUCCCAGGAGCUGACAGGAAGGAUGGAGGGACACUCCUCCACCCAUCCCUCCAUCCCCCACUCUGAGCUGGGGAGGGUCACACAGAUUUUGGAGAGGGGAGAGGGACAGUCUUAAAAAAACAAAUGUGUAUAUAGAAUUAUACAUGUAUAAAUAAACAUUUGAAUAAUAUAAAUAUAUAUUAAUAUAAAUCCACAUCAUAUUUAAGGAAAAAUGAACAGAAUCCAAAUAUUAUACCAUAAUCCAGAUGGUAUUAUGGUUAAAGCCUGCUCGGUAUCUUGGUUAAAGGCUGCUCGGUAUCUUGGUUAAAGGCUGUUCUUGCAUGGAGCGCAAUGAAUGUGUGUGCAAAGAUGAACCUCAUACAGAAGACCUGGUCUCCAUCAGGACUUAAAGUGGUUUUCAUGUCUGAUCCCCUGCAUUUCUAGCUGUCCAGAGAUCAGAGUUACAGCUUUAUCAUCAUCAUAAUCAUUAUCAUAUUAUCAUCAUCAUAAUCAUUAUCAUCACCAUCAUAUACCCUGCCUUUCACAAGCAGAUACAUUUUGUUUUUAUCACAGACUUUAUCAUCACAAUUUGUUGUUUACUUUGCCAUUGGUUAAUGUUAAUUGUGGUGUAUUUUGAUGAAGUGCUGCCUUAGCCAGAGUUGAUCAUCAGAUGAUAUUCAUUUUGCUCUAUCAUUGGGCAUAGUGCUCCCGAAGUUUCACCAUGUGCUGAAAACAAAGGGGAGAAGUGGGUGUAGUUGUCUGUGUUGUAUUUGUCACUGCUGUCUUGGGUUCAGUAAGCAGUAUGAGACGCACAUAGACUGUAAACUUGUCAUAACACAAACAGCACCAUUAAUUCGGUGUGCAUCAUGUAUUUUGGAGAGAUGUCGUGAUAGGUCAAAUGUAUGUGACAUCAUCAUAUCGGGUAUGCUAAAACAUUUUCUUCCUCUUGUCACCUCAGUGUUAAUGACAAUCCUUUACAGGUUGGAGGCUGUUACCAACGAUGUGACAUUAGAAAUGUAUUUAAAAAAUCAUACAAGCAUAGAGUCUAGCUCCUCUGCUUCUGAGCCUGCAUUGUAUUUUGGUAUUUGCAUAAAAACGUUGAUUCGUUUUGGAUGAGCCAAAUAUAUAUCAGAAAUCAUUUUCAAACAAUUCAGAUCCCAAAACAUAGAAUACAAAAACAAAAAGACCAUAGCCCCCUCCUGCAAGUACUGCAGUGUGAUUCCACUUCUGUAAGAAAAGUAAUUCCUUCAUCAUAGUCCCCUCCAUUUCUGACGCUUUCAUGGUAUAAUGUCCUCCAAGCUUCCAACAUGUCCCUGUGUCAAAACAUCCAGAUAUCAUUCCAAGAAUCUUAUGGGACCAUUCAACCUCUGUGACACCACGGUGAUGUGGUGCUUUUCAUUUUGUUCAAGUAGUUCUACAGAUCCCGCUCUUGUCAGGUGAGAAGUUCACAUGCUUUGUCAUAGAGAUCCUACAUCUCUACGGGCUGUAUGUUGUAUCUAUAUAGGUUCUCUAUGGGCAGUAUGUUGUAUCUAUAUAGGAUCUCUACAGGCUGUAUGUUGUAUCUAUGUAGGAUCUCUAUGGGCUGUAUGUUGUAUCUAUAUAGGAUCUCUAUGCGCUGUAUGUUGUAUGCAGGGUAGUCCGUAGUUGUCUGGUUUAUAGUCUUAAUAGGGUUGUCUCCUGAGCCCCCCAUACUGUACCUGGACUCUCACCCGAGAUUCAACAACAGUAGAGUACAUUGAGAAUGAUAUGAUGACACAGCCGAAGGGGCUGGAGAAAAGCCAUUCCCUUUACAACAUCUUGCAGCUCCUUUCUACUCUCUCUUCCCAACAUGGAUUAGCCUAUGUCUAGGCCUGGAUUUACCCGUGUAGUUGUACAGGUCCUUUCUGAGACUCCCUACACUGAACGCUAAUCUUAUUAGGGGUUCAAGUAUCGAAGCUGAGAGAAACCCUGUUGUAUUUGUUGGCGUUCAUUGUUAUACCGGUUCUUUCUGCAAGGAAAAUGAACAUGCAAAUUCCUGUGUGAUGGUAAGGCUGAGGAGGGUACAACUUGGCAUGAUGGGAAAGGCCCAUAGUCCACACCGUCUCAUGCAAUGCCACGCCAGGUCCUCAUGGUGGAGCUAUAUCAGGCGCUUAAAAUUUCACAUUUUGAAAGGUCAUGCCCCUUAUCCCAUGUGACCAAGAGUCCUGAAAUUCAGUACACAGGUUUCUCUCCUCACAUGGAACACAUUUUCCUCAAGAUCCCAUAAGGUCCGCUAUGAUGGAUUUUCUGCCAUUUUGAAUUUUUUGAAAAAUACUUAAAUUAAAUCUCCUCCGGAACCACUGGUCCGAUCAGGUUGAAACUUGAUUUAGAGCAUCUAUGGACCAAGGUCUCUCAACGCAAUAUUUUCCUGGCUAGCAUCUGAAAGAACACGGACCAAUAAACAUUCAAGUGGGCGUGACCUGGCACAUAAAUGCAUAAAAAUCUGACACGGUUAUUCGUAUUGUAACAACUUGCUAUACAUGUUCAAAACCCUGUCUGGACUUAACGUAUGCAAGCAGAUCGACCACACAGUGGCUAUAAUGGGCAAAUAUUUAUAUCUCUUGAUCUGUUUGACUUAGUCGUGAAAUUUGGCACACAUGCUCAGGGAGGUGAGUCUAGCUAACCUGUAGAGUAUGGUUCUAUUUGGCCGCAUGGGGUGCGCUGUUGGACAUGAGAAAUAAUACAUGCGAGCUCAUUGGCUUAGCGGCCAUAUUGUUUGAGCUAGAUAUUCUUAUUUGAAGACGUGUCUAUAGAUGCUAAAUACCAAAUUUGGUGCUGAUCGGUCCAGCGGUUCUGGAGAAGAUGUUUAAAGUAGUCAACAUUUGAAAAGGUCCAAAAUACAUCAAAAGCAUGUUGCAUGAUCUGUUGGAUUUUGAGUUCUGAUAUUUGGAAAGCGUGGGAAGGAGUACAGAAGUGGCUCGCCCUAGGGUGACUUGUUUAAUUUGCUCUGGGGCCAUAGCUUGAACCCCGGCAUGGCUGCUUGCAGCUAUAUGUUAAACUGCUCUCGGUCAGGUUUAUAAUUUGAGCAGGGAACUCACAGGAUUCCCCACCUCCGUAACUUAUUUUUGAUCCAUGAUCCUUUAUUGCAUCUGAGAACUGAGUUGUGCUGCAUAAUUGAAUUUGUGAGCAGUUGCAUUGGGAGUUGUACAAAGUCUUCUUCAGGUUCCAGAGAACGUUUUUCUCUGAUCUUUCCUCUGAGGGUCACACCAUUCCUCAUGCAUGAAGUCACGAGCCAUGUGUCAUUUCACUUCCAUCAUUCUUCUUUCUCUCCCUCUUUCUGUAUCACUACUGCUGUCCUGAAAGUGUCCCGCUGACUAUUUCACAUUCUAUGUCACCCAAUUCAUUCCACUCAGCUUGUCUUCAUCCAUAAGUGAAAAGAAUAGAGGUUCUUUAUGCAACAUCUUGCUACUUUGCCAUAUGUUUUUUUACAAAAAUGUUGCAGUCAAAUAUUUUGUUUUGAAAAUAUUUUUUAAGUUCAGUAUUUGUGUUUGUGCAUGAGAGUGGCUACAUGGUUACUGUGAACUAUUUAUGAGAAGUGAAAAUAAACUUUAAAACACAUGAAUAGGUUCAUAUUGCACAUGCAUUUCUCCCACACGUAUGAGAGCACAUUAAGUAUGUACUGUAUGUUAAUAUGUAUGUACAGUAGUUGAUGAUGUUGCAGAAGAUACUGCUGUAUAGUACUGUAUGUAUGUGUCUGGUAACAUGGAGAGCACAGACUUAGUUCUUCCCAAUGACUCCAGUUCCUGUGCGGACACACACACUGUUACUGCAAGCAGUGUCCUUCCAGUUUUAAUCAGUUGUACUGUGUGUACUGUUUGUGUAUGUAUGUACAUAUGCUAUUUUAUUGAAAUGCUGUGUCAGAGAUGCCUGUUUCUUUUUUUUAUGGUUCUAUUGGGCACAACCCAUACAGCCACUUACCGCUGAAAUCUUGAAUUGAAAGUGUCCAAUUAGCUGGCACAUUGCCUCUGUCUACCCAGGGUUCUCCCCAAAGAAUGUAAUAGAGGUGCUGUGCCACCUUGUGGACUAGCUGUGCCACUAUGUAAUAUUUAGUUUUUAAGUCAAUUAAAAAUAAACAUAGUACUUUAUUUGUUAUCAUAUACGAUUUUUGGGGGGUCUAGAUUGCAGUAAAUGGCAGUUAAAGGUGUUAAAAAAUGCCCAAAAUCCUGGGGCGAACCCUGCUACCAUGAUUACAUUUAUGAUGCAUUAUCAAGGAAAAGAUACUGUGUAAAUGUGUGUAUUUAGUGUGGCACACAGAAACACUGAUGUGCACAUAUACAGUACCUCUGUACUGUAGAGAUGGCUCUGCAAUGUUUCUCCCCAGUUUACACCCUUGCUGCUUUCAUUACAAGAUGAGGGUUUAGUUGCCGUUUCUCCUUCUCCGCUGUACAGUAGAUCUCAGAAGGCAGAACGAUGGAUUUGCUUCCCAGGUGCAAGGCCAACAUCUCUGGACAGCAGGGCUGUCCUAUGGUGUGUGUGAAUGUGUGUGCAAUAAUGUAAUAUGCACACUGUUUAAAAUGUGAGUGGUAAUCUGGUCCCUUUUAAAAAUGUAUGCCAACCUCUGUUGUGGGGUGUGUUCAGUUUGGCGUCUGAUGCUGCACAUGGCGGUCCUUAGUGGUAUAUGAGUGUGUGAGCCAUUAGUCCACAUCCAUUUAGGUUUGAUUUAUGGACACACAAGUGCCUUAGCCGGGAGACCAGAGGUAUAGAGCUGUGUGUGUGUGUGGAGCUGCCAGUAUUGCAGAGGGUUUGGAUGGAAGGGUAGGGUAGAUGCAUGAUGGGACACUCCUUGGCUAGACUUCCCUUUUGCUUUAGUAGAACAAUGGCCCUGCAUUUAGUCUCAGUUCUUUCAUUGUUGUUAUUUCUAGUAAUAGACUUAGAUGUGAAACAGGAAUCUGAAACCUGGUGUUCCUUUUUUUUACCUUCUGGUACAUUCUUUGAUUUGAAGAGGAAAAAAACUGAAUCUCCUCUUCUCUUCCUUAUCACGUUCACAUGUCCAUCAGGGUUGCCGAGAUGGGAUCUUGACUCCAAACUUGUUUGUGCCCUUUAAAUGUGGAAGAAGAUCAAAGUUCUAUCCAUGGGUGUUGUCACUAAAUAGAGACACCAUUGAAGCUGUUAAAAGAUACAAAAUGAGAAUCAGAAUGUCUUUUAUUUAUGUGUGUCUGUGAUCUCUGUUACAUCUUAUGUAUUGCACUUUUGGGAGAAACAGAAGUGAUACAGUGGAAUCAUCCGCAUUGUGUCAUACCGAUAGAUGAGUGUUCCUAUCACUAAUGGUUUAUGAAGCUUCUCAUAGGCUUAAAGUCAAACCAAUUUGGCAAAGAUCACAGUGAUAGGUUGCUCCACAGAUUUUUGUUAAAGUUUAUCUUUUUUUAUAUUGAAGUAUGCAGUCAUUUUUUUGUACUGUAAUUUUGCUGUAGUUUGAAUGCAUAUUGCACUUUUUUUAAAACAUUUGUUAAGAUAAUGUACUGUAUCUGUUUAUGAAAUUAAAUGUUUUUUCAUGCUAUCACAGUA